Messenger RNA from Choloepus didactylus (southern two-toed sloth), 3431 nucleotides. It is a transcript of the gene AGBL1, whose product is annotated as ATP/GTP binding protein like 1. The record is from RefSeq and is a predicted model, not a curated record. Gene Ontology annotation, biological process: C-terminal protein deglutamylation; proteolysis; protein side chain deglutamylation. Lineage: Eukaryota; Metazoa; Chordata; Mammalia; Pilosa; Megalonychidae. Gene Ontology annotation, molecular function: zinc ion binding; metallocarboxypeptidase activity. The coding region runs from base 54 to 3431 and encodes 1125 amino acids. The transcript is spliced from 24 exons.
UUCCACCUGAAGACGACAGUGCUGCAUCUGGCACACAGGCUCCAUGAAUACCAAUGCCUGGGUGUUUUGUUCACCACUGCAUUGUCAGCCCCAGAAGAAAGCCUAAGCACAGAAGCUCCUCUGACAGUGAGUCAAUCCUGACCAUCCUCCAGGUCCUUGAUGAGCUGCUUUCUGCUGGCACUGACCGGAGGAUUCACUACAUGAUCAGCAAGGGUGGCAGUGAAGCCCUGCUGCAGACGCUGGUGGACUUGGCUAGGACAGAGUCCCCUGACUAUGGCAUCCUCCUGCCACUCUUCCGGCUGCUGGCCAAAGUUGGCCUAAGAGAUAAAAAGUUUGGACAGAAGGCACUGGAGUUGGAGGCACUUGAUGUGACAUUGAUUCUGGCCAGGAAAAACCUAUCCCACAGCCAGAACCUUCUUCACUGUCUCUGGGCUCUGCGUGUGUUUGCCUCCAGUGUCACCACAGGAGCCAUGCUGGGGGUUAAUGGAGCCAUGGAACUGCUCUUCAAGGUCAUCACCCCUUACACCCAGACAUGCACUCGCACAAUCAGGGUAGCCACUGAAGUUCUGGCAGCGUUGCUGAAAUCUAAGUCCAAUAGCCGCCGGGCAGUGAACAGAGGCUAUGUCUCUGGCUUGCUCAGGCUGUACCAGGACUGGCACUGCCACGACACAGUCCAUGCCUACAUGCAGAUCCGCCGGGCGCUUCUCCUCUGUCUCAAGCACAUUGCCGCGCUCCGAUCUGGCAGGGAGGCUUUCUUGGCGGCUCAGGGCAUGGAGAUCCUAUUCAGCACCACCCAGAACUGCCUGGAUAACAAAACCAUGGAGCCCGUCACCUCCCUCGUACUUCAGAUCCUGCGGCAGUGCUACCCUAAGUGUCUACUUCCCUUGGUCACAGCCAGCAGUGCUUAUGCCUUCCCUGUCCCUGGAGUCAUCGUCUCUGAACCAUCGUGUGUUCUAACUGAAGAAGAUUUUGAAGAUGAUGAUGAAGGAGAAGUGGACAAGGACUCAGAUUCUGAAGAUCUGAAAGAGGAAGAUAAUGACUUGGAAACAGAUGUGAACAAGCUGAGUUCCAAACCUGGCCUUGACCGACCUGAAGACGAAUUGAAGCAAUACGAGGCAAUGUGUCUUGAGCUCUCCUGUAGCUUCGAGGAGCUGGAGUCAAGAUUUGGAGAUGAUUUGAACUUCGAAGAGAUUGAGUGCGCCAAUCACUACUACAUUCCGACUGCUGCUGCCUCCCCAAAGCAUCAUGGCUUGAAUAAGGACCAAAGCCCCUGGGGACUAGAAAGAGAAGACAUAGUCCAGGCGUCCAUUCUGAGCAUGGUGAAGAUAGAGAGGUCAACUGUGCAUCUAGCCUCCAAGAAAAGACCUGCAAUGAAAGCAGACCAAAACGUAGAUUCCAAUGGUCUUAGGAUAGAUUCUUCUGGAAAUGGAAUCCCUGAUGUGCAGGCUUCCAUGAAAGAGGAUACUUGGGACAUAGAUGCUGUCUCCUGCCUGAGGAUGAGUGCCUCUUUUUCCAAUUCCACUAGGCCUAAAGAAAUUGCUAAAGUAACAGAAAAGCUUCUGCAGACACAUCCCAAGGAUAUCCCCUUCCACAAUCCCUAUCUUUAUAUGGCCAAUGCCAGAAGAAGCAGAUCUGUGGCAGAUUUCAAGAUGAUGGCAUUUCCAGAUCUCUGGGGACACCACCCACCUUCUUCCGCCCAACCCAUGUUGGAACGCAAAUGUGGAGUCCAAAGGAUCAAGAUAUUUGAGGAUGUCCGGAGGCUCAUCCAGCCAAAUGAUGUCAUAAAUAAAGUUGUCUUCAGUUUAGAUGAGCCUUGGCCUUUGCAAGACACUGCCUCCAAUUGCUUAAGGUUCUUCUCCAAGUUUGAGUCAGGAAAUCUUCGCAAAGCUAUCCAAGUGCGUGAGUUUGAAUAUGAUUUGUUGCUCAAUGCCGAUGUGAGUGGCACCCAGAACCAGCAGUGGUUCUACUUCAAGGUCAGUGGUAUGAGGGCUGCCAUCCCUUACCGCUUCAACAUCAUCAACUGUGAGAAGCCCAACAGCCAGUUUAAUUAUGGGAUGCAACCAGUCAUGUAUUCGGUGAAGGAGGCUCUUCUUGGCAGACCCACCUGGAUACGGACGGGCUAUGAAAUCUGUUAUUACAAAAAUCAUUACCGCCAGUCAGCAGCCGCAGCGGGAGGAGCGUCUGGGAAGGGGUGCUACACCCUCACCUUUGCCGUCACCUUCCCGCACAGUGAGGAUGCCUGCUACCUGGCCUACCACUACCCCUACACCUACACAGCCCUCAUGACUCACCUUGACAUCCUGGAAAAAAGUAUCAACCCCAAGCAGGUCUACUUCCGGCAGGAGGUUCUCUGUAAGACAUUGGGCGGGAACCCAUGUCCCUUGGUGACGAUCACAGCCAUGCCCGAGUCUAACAGCGAUGACCAUCUGGAGCAGUUUCGGCAGCGUCCAUACCAGGUGAUCACUGCCCGAGUUCAUCCUGGAGAGAGCAAUGCCAGCUGGGUGAUGAAAGGGGCCCUGGAGUUCCUGGUCAGUAGUGACCCUGCAGCGAGGCUCCUGAGGGAAAAUUUCAUUUUCAAGAUCAUCCCUAUGCUCAACCCAGAUGGUGUCAUCAAUGGCAAUCACAGAUGCUCACUGAGAGGCGAGGAUUUGAACAGACAAUGGCUCUUUCCCCGUGCUCACCUCCAGCCAACGAUUUACCAUGCCAAAGGGCUCCUCUACUAUCUGAGCAGCAAGGGCCGGAGUCCCACGGUAUUCUGUGAUUUCCAUGGCCACUCUCAAAAGAAGAAUGUAUUCCUGUAUGGUUGUAGCAUCAAAGAGACCCUGUGCCAGGCAGAGAGCACUGUGGAUGCAUCCACCCUCUCGGAGGAUGUCAGCUACAGGAGUCUUCCCAAAAUCCUGGAUAAACUGGCCCCAGCAUUCACAAUGGGCAGCUGCAGCUUCCUUGUGGAGAAAUCUCGAGCCUCCACGGCCCGGGUGGUGGUGUGGAGAGAAAUGGGGGUUUCCAGAAGCUACACCAUGGAGAGCAGCUACUGUGGCUGCAACCAGGGCCCCUACCAGGGUCUACAGUUUGGUACCAGUGAACUGGAAGAGAUGGGAGCCAUGUUCUGCUUGGGUCUCCUUAUGUUGGAACUCAGAUCCAUAAGCUGCAGCCAUCAGCUCCUGACCCGUGCAGCAGUUCUGCUGAACACUGAGGAGGAGGCUCUGGACCACCACCUGCAUAGAUGCAGCAGCAGCAACAGUAGCAUCACUACUGAACUGGAGGAUGAGCCACCCUGCAUGGAGGAGAUUGAUUACAAUACCGAUAGCAGCUCAGACCCGGAAGGGGGCUGCUUCGAGCUGGACCAGCAGAUCCAGGAGUAUGCUUUCAACAUGGACAACGGGAAGGAAGAAGAGGAGAACCUAGGGUGGGAAAGGAAAGCCAUCCCCUAG